CGGCCACCCAGGUCCAGCCUCUUCAUCUCUCUCCUCCUGAACCUCCUUCCAGGCUCACAUGGGACCCAAAUCCAUGGGGUCCUGCGUGGCUGCCUCAGGGUCACACACCUGGGGGGAAAGGGGCUUCUGGCUUCAAGAUCAAUGUUUAACCGGAUGUGCCAGUCAAUGUUUACCAGAAGAGAACGCACUCUCUACGGGGUUGGCUGAGAGUAAAGGUCCCGGUGGGCGGAGGGGUGGGCCGGGCCGGCUGGAGCCCGUGCAGAGGGCGAGGAGCACCCAAGUGGGGCCAGAGGAACUUCGAGUGCGGCAGCAAGGAGCCCGCAGAGCCUCCUCUGGCAGUGCGGAGCCAAGGCGGGGGCUCCGGGAGGAGUACCUCUGGGACCUGAAACACUGGAGCCUGUUCUCGGCAAGAAGAUUCAAACGCCCAGGAACAUGGCGCUGCUCUGGGGGCUCCUGCUGCUCAGCUCCUGCUCUGUGUUCUCCCCUGUGAGCGCCAUGGAGCCCGUGGACCAGCAGCUAACUAUAGGGCCGACCCAGGAGAGGGUGCUCCCGCUUACCUUCCUCAAGCUGGACAACCAGGAACCUGGUGUCCGGACUGCACCGAAGAGUCCAGCAAGAGACUGCAGCGGAGACCCCACCCCACAGCAGACCCGCAGGCUGGCCCGGGCCAUGACGGCCUUCACUGCCAAGCUGUUCUCCCUGGUGGCUGAAACCUCCACCAGCCCCAACCUCAUCCUGUCACCCCUCAGUGUGGCCCUGGCACUGUCUCACCUGGCACUAGGUGCUCAGAACCACACGCUGCAGAGGCUGCACCAGGUGCUGUAUGCCGGCCCCGGGCCCUGCCUCCCCCAUCAGCUGAGCCGCCUCUGCCAGGGCCUGGGCCCCAGCGCCUUCCGACUGGCCGCCAGGAUGUACCUGCAGAAAGGAUUUCCCAUCAAAGAAGAGUUCCUGGAACAAUCAGAACGGAUAUUUGGUGCAAAGCCCGUGAGCCUGACGGGAAAGCAGGAGGAUGACCUGGCAAACAUCAACCAGUGGGUGAAGGAGGCCACGGAGGGGAAGAUUCCGGAGUUCCUCUCCCAGCUGCCGGGAGACACGGUGUUGCUUCUCCUCAAUGCCAUCCACUUUCAGGGUUUCUGGAGGAACAAGUUUGACCCAAGCCUCACCAAGAGAGGCUUCUUCCACCUGGACGAACAGUUCACGGUGCCCGUGGAGAUGAUGCACGCCCCCAAGUACCCGCUGCACUGGUUCUCGCUGGAGCAGCCUGAGAUCCAGGUCACCCCCGGUUGUCCCAGCAGGCUGGGCCUGAGUGCUGGGAGGCGGGGAGGGGAGGGGACAGGCUGUGGAGCUCGUACAGGGCUGGGUGGUUGGUGCCUCACCUUCCUUGCUGCCACGUCCCAGGGGCAGGCAGUUCCAAAGGGUUCCACAUCCCCCUCCUACACGGCAGGAGGACUGAGGCUCCAGGCUCUUCAAGGUUCAUUAAUUCAAUGAAAAUAUAGGGGGCAUUUGCUGUGUGCU
Messenger RNA from Sapajus apella (tufted capuchin), 1515 nucleotides. RefSeq names its product serpin family F member 2 (gene SERPINF2). The record is from RefSeq and is a predicted model, not a curated record. Gene Ontology annotation, biological process: negative regulation of endopeptidase activity. The transcript has 9 exons. NCBI's taxonomy places the organism in Eukaryota, Metazoa, Chordata, Mammalia, Primates, Cebidae. The coding region runs from base 433 to 1488 and encodes 351 amino acids. Gene Ontology annotation, molecular function: serine-type endopeptidase inhibitor activity.